Messenger RNA from Racocetra fulgida, 560 nucleotides. NCBI's taxonomy places the organism in Eukaryota, Fungi, Glomeromycota, Glomeromycetes, Diversisporales, Gigasporaceae. The record is from the annotation of a GenBank genome assembly.
UUGCGCCUCAUGAUUACUUGCUAGGUGAAGAAGUAAAGGUGUAUGUCAACUCGCUCACUCCGUUGAUGGGAAGUCAACAGCUUAAAUCCUUGAUUCCAUAUGACUAUUAUUAUAAACCUUUCCACUUUUGUGCGCCAGAAAACCCACAAAGUCAAUCGGAAUCCUUGGAUGGACUUCCUGCUGCUAGCAAAAAAUUAGACGUGAAAGCUAAAACAAUAUUCAAUAGCAUUGGAUUCGAAUUAGGUGAUUCAAUGGCUUCUUUCAUUAACCCCCCAUUGCACAAUCAUUACGAUAUCGAAAUUCAAUAUCAUAAGCAAGAAGGUCAAAAUAAAUAUCGUGUCGUUGGUGUGAUCGUUUCUCCUACCAGUGUAAAUAGUUGUGCUACUACUAGUGAACGUUUAAUUUUGGAUGAGAAGAAGGAUAAUCUUGUGCAUUACACUUAUAGAGUCGUGUGGACUGUGCAUAUAUCUCGGUAUAACCAAAUAGAAGCACAAGAAGAUGUACAAGAAGAUUUCGGUUGGAAAUUAGUACAUGGGGAUAUAUUUCGCACUCCGGCAAAU